GUAAAAGUAGGUAUGUUUUGUCUGUUAUUCUGUUUGAAAGAAGAGUAGACGUGUAUAAGGUUAUCACAGUUUUACGCAGUUAUUUAAUAAAGUGUAGUGGGAUGAUAACACCUGUUUCAUGUGUUUUUGAACGUAGAUAUGAGACAUGAACAUAUUUCACUGUAUAACGAUAAGGCAGCUAUAUCCUGCUAUAUAUGGUUAUCAAUGUUGACCUGACGAGAUAUUGUAUGCAGUUCUCCAGUAAUGUUUGUAACACCAUAUCAAUAGGCUGUUUAAAAUCAUUUUGGUAGGUUGAAGUGGUAACGAUAUCCCAGACUUUACAAAGAACAUUUGGGUCCAGACUCCGCAGUGGUACAGAUUGCAUCGAAAUAACUUGUGAAAUGGACGAAGAAACAAAUGCUCCAAAAGCUGCACCUAUAAAGACUGAAAACGUUUCUGGUGAUAGCCAUUUAGCGUGUGCAUCUCCUGACAACGCCAGCAGUCUUACGAUUGACAGCGACGAUGAUUUUUCCAAUGAAAACGAGGAUGAAAAUUUUGAGGCUUGGCGAGCGACGGAGAGACGGUUAUCUACAGCGAACGACAGCGAAGUAUAUGAUUGUGAAGAAGACCUUGGUAUUAAUAUGGAAAACAAAAAUACCCAAAGAAAGACAGAUACGGAUAUUCGGAUUUUCAUAACAUAUCUUAGAUCGAUCAACGAAUUCCGGGGACCAGAGUUGGUCCAACCUGUUCAUCUCGAUAGAUACCUGUCAGCAUUUUUCUCAGUAGUUAAAAAACACGACGGCAACGAGUACGAGCCCGCCAGUUUAAGAGGAAUGCUCUGCAGUGUAGAACGAUAUCUUAAACUGAAGAAUUAUCCACAAUCUGUCACCAGGGAUUGUGUUUUCAUAGGCACCAGAAAUGCUUUAAAAUACAAACAACAGAAACUAAGGGAACUUGGUAAAGGCAGCAAAAAGCAACCGGAACCAUUCGGUCGACUAACCUUGGAAAAGGUCAACCAUUUGUUUUCUGCACAUGAAAUGGGUCCAUACACUCCGAUGUCAGUGAUAAAUACACUUUGUUUCUUGUUUAUUGUUCAUUUUAGAUUAAGGAAAGCUAUAGAUCACAAAAAUCUUCUGUGGGGUGAUAUCAAACUCAAGACUAACCAAAACGGAAAGAAGUACAUGAUUUAUGAACCAGUAGAUGUCCAAAACUCUAUAGCGCAUAGUAAAUAUGAUCACCAUGGAAACAGGUUGUGUAUCUGGGAACAACCGGAAAUUCCCGAAAGAGACCCAGUUGCAAUAUACAAACUAUAUGAAGAGAAAAGACCACAAAAUAUGAAAUAUGAAAAUUCUCCAUUCUAUCUAGGCAUAACUAGUAUGCAGCCUAUUCCUUUGCAGUCAUGGUAUCGAACAUGCGCGAUGGGAGUCAACAAAUUAAGUGAUCUUGUCCGAAUGAUUCGCGAUAUAACCGGUCUUCCCCGUGCAACUAUGAAUGCCCCUACAGAGUUCAUACUGUCCGAGAGUUAUGGAAUGGUGUCCAGCUCAAAACAAGAUAAAGUUCAAUCUAAUUCUUCCAUGCAGGACACAGACCCUAAACAUUCAAAAAUAUUUUGUCAGACAUUUGAUUCGCCAACGCUUGUACCGGACAGAGUGAAAACAGAAAUCGAUUUAUCUGACAAGGACAUGAAUGAUAGGCCGACACUUUGUUCUCGACUUUCCGUAGAUAGUUACCAGAAUGACGUGAAUAGUGAGGAUACUGGUAGAGAUAUGAAUGGUCAACUGUCCGACGAAACUGAGGAUUCGGACACUGUUGAAGAAAUAUACGGUACAAGGAUGCUGUCAUUGAUUGAUGCAAAAACAAAAGUCAGAGAACUACUGCAGAGAUUGGAUGAAGAUGACAGGAUGGAACUCAAAAAAUGGACCAGGAGAUUAAAUAUCAACACAUUAGAAGCUUCAGAAACCGAAGAAGCGACUCACGCAGAUGUCAAACCAGAGACUGCGACAUCAAACACAUCCUUUCCAUCAAUCACACUAAAUAUUAAAAUAUCUCCUGACGCGUUAACGGGAGGCAAUCCACUAUCUGUAGUUGCCGACUUUAAACCCGUGAAUGAACCAAGUCAGCCUCUUGUAAGACCAUCGGGUGAAAAACGGAAAGCUGAUACAACAGAAAAUGAUGGCAAGCGCUUGAAAGACAUUGACAGUAGAACUCCGAUGAAUUUAACUUUCGAAAGUUCAAAACGUCUACUUGACAAAGGUUCAAAAACAUGUGAGAAAUAUAAAAAUGUCGGAAGAAUGCCAGGUAGCUCAGGCAACACAGCAGUUGUGUUUCCACGAUCAGACAAAAUAAACUCAGAAGCCGUCAGUGUUAAAAGUCAAAACAAUCCAAACUGCGAAAGUAUUACUUCUAAUGGCAACAAAACUGGUACAAAAAUAAUGCCAAGACACCAAAGCAAUUCUGAAAAUCUAGGAUAUAUUGUUCCAAUAUCAUAUCCAUACAUUGGACCAAAUUGCUUUUCUCAAGAUCCAAGGGUGCUGAUGAAUGCUGCAAAUGUCAUUCCACAAAUGGCUCAUUCGGGUGCAAAUACUCCGUUUUCAUUUAUACAGUCUACUUUCGGUAGGAGUGCACCAAAGGCACCGAAUCAACAAGAUAUGGACAAUAAUAAUGAAAGAUUUGGUUGACAGAUUUACUAGUACAUUGAUUUGAAAAUGAAAUUCGUUUACACGACUGGAUGUUCAUGAAAGAAAUGCACCAUGUUCUUAUAUAAUUUGAAUGUCUGAAAAUAGUUAACUAUUUA
Mytilus trossulus (common blue mussel) is the source of this 2773-nucleotide messenger RNA. RefSeq lists its product as uncharacterized. Bases 381 to 2657 code for a protein of 758 amino acids. The record is from RefSeq and is a predicted model, not a curated record. The transcript has 4 exons. Lineage: Eukaryota; Metazoa; Mollusca; Bivalvia; Mytilida; Mytilidae.